AUGUUCGCCCCACACACGAAUAUCAUGUCGAUUGCAAGAGUUCUUAUCAUAAUAGCUUCGAUUUCUGUAAUUUGUAUAACAUUAUUCAUAUCGCGACCUGUUACACGUGAGAGUUCAAUUAUAAUUGCUCCUAAAACACGGGAUAUGCGAGCUGAACAAAUUCGCCUGUUUGCAUUAAAUGCGAUGGUUAAAGCCAAUUCUCAUACGCUCCCACCACGAAGUAAGAACAUUUCUGCCAAAAACUUAUGCAGUCGUCGGAUGACAUGCGCACCGCACAACCGAAGAUAUGAAACAAUGUUGAAGGUGUCGCCAAAGUAUAAAAUGGUCAAUUGUGUAGUUCAAAAAUCCAUGUCUACAAUGAUGACGGGGGCCAUGUGCUAUUUAUACGAUGAGAAAGCUUAUGCUGACUCCGGGAGAACUUUUGAUGACGAAUUCAGUACUAGGUUUUGUAAAAAUAAGAAUGAGUUUUCAAGUGUAAACGCUGUACGCGAUGCUUAUAAUAUUUCAUUUGUCAAAACGGAUUGGCUAUUUUCCAUGAUAACAAGAGACCCUAUUGACAGAUUUGUGUCAGGAUAUGUAGAUAGAUGUGUCAGAAUAUCGCAGAAAAACGAAACUGGUCAGUGUAACGGGUGCGGAUUAAAUAUGACAUGUUUUAUUGAAAAUGAGUACAAAAGGCUGAUGGAAAUCUCGUUCAAACGAAAAACCCAUCGAACUAUGGAGGAUGCCCACUUUUUUCCACAGAUCUGGCAUUGUGAUCUCAAUGAAGAUUUGGAAUUUUUCGAGUUUAUUCAAUAUUCCAAUAAUCCAGAAACCACAAUGAUGCCACAACUAGAAGAAAUGCUGAAACGGCAAAAAGUACCAAGUGACUCGAUCAGAUUUAUUAAAAAUGAAUUACUAUAUAAAAAGUCGAGUCAUUCUACCACAGGGACACCAGCAAGCCGCUUCUAUCGUUCCAGGUACUCAUAA
Molecule: messenger RNA, 966 nt
Organism: Caenorhabditis elegans
Lineage: Eukaryota; Metazoa; Nematoda; Chromadorea; Rhabditida; Rhabditidae
Gene: vep-2
Product: Putative sulfotransferase vep-2
Exons: 7
Coding region: 1-966 (321 amino acids)
Biological process (GO): positive regulation of response to oxidative stress; chondroitin sulfate proteoglycan biosynthetic process
Cellular component (GO): membrane
Molecular function (GO): sulfotransferase activity; chondroitin 4-sulfotransferase activity
Source: RefSeq, marked reviewed